Dentiscutata erythropus is the source of this 927-nucleotide messenger RNA. The record is from the annotation of a GenBank genome assembly. NCBI's taxonomy places the organism in Eukaryota, Fungi, Glomeromycota, Glomeromycetes, Diversisporales, Gigasporaceae.
CUCUUAACAACUGGCACACCACUAGUAGAUAAAGAGAAAAGGCACCAGGCCUGUAAUCGCCUUCAAAAAAGGUAUGAAUUUAGCAAAGAACAAGCAUUUGCAUUAAUUCCUCACGAGAGAAUUGGGAGAAGUAAAAGCCAAAUAAUCUCCAAAGAAGAAGGAGAUGUGGAUAUAUGCUUAGUAUCUGAUACCACUCUAGAAGGGGAGACUAUCAAACAAAUGGCUCAGCAUAUUAUGAAAGAUAAACUUAGUGAAAAAGAUUCUAAUACCAUCGUUGCCUUAUCCCACCUCUCUAGGCUUCGAAGAGAAUUAUGGCCUCUCAACGCUUCAGAAAAAAUAAUUUCUGCUACAUUGAAUCCGGAGGUAACUAGGUUAUCCAAUAAAGUUCAAAAAGAGCAUAGUGAGCAACGCGAAAAUGAAAGAAUUAAUUUUCCAGACCACUUCUCGUUAGAAUCGGUCAAGAAAAGAUUGGAUAAAUACGAUGUAUCAAAUAUACCUGACAAACAGGCCCUAGCCGAUGUAAUGAUAAUGCUCUGCAUUCGUCCGGCUGAAAUUAAAAACUUGCGUAUAUCUAAUGGGACUGUAACUGGAUAUGCAAAAAACCGAGAUCAACAAGAUAUUCCUCGAUUAAAGGACCCAGGAAAACUUGGAUCUACGUACUUAAAUACAUUUCUGAAAAAAGAUGAAUUUAUUUCUGAAAGUGGUGAACCACUACUUCCUAGCUCUUUACGAAAAUUAGGGGCAGUGUUCACUUCUGUAGCACAUGGGCCUAAAAAUGUAUCAAAAGCUAACACUUAUACUAGUGAAGCCCUUCGGCAUUCACCCAAUAACCAUGCUUCUCUAUCUAAGAGAUACACUAUAAUCAAUAUGCGAAAAAGAGAACUGUAUAAUCAGGCAAGACCAUUCUUUAUCGAAGAUAAAAGCUAA